This is a messenger RNA of Podarcis lilfordi (Lilford's wall lizard), 21989 nucleotides long. The record is from the annotation of a GenBank genome assembly. Lineage: Eukaryota; Metazoa; Chordata; Lepidosauria; Squamata; Lacertidae.
UCUAGCUCUAGAAGGUCUUAAAUGAGAAAACUCUGAAAGACAGGUGCCAUUUUUAAAUUAAUAAGUUAUAUCUUGGUGUGGAAACAAGAGAGAGAAAGAAAGAAAGAAAGAAAGAAAGAAAGAAAGAAAGAAAGAAAGAAAGAAAGAAAGGUAUUUUUGCAAGAUUCAUUAUGCUUUUAAGUAAGGGGAUCUUAAAAUCAAUAUGAAAUUAACAAUUCAUAUUUAAAUACAAAAGGGUUAAAAAAUAUUCAGUAGCAGAUUUCAUAUGCUUAUUUUUUACUGCCAAAUGUUCAACAGUUGGAAUUGACUUUGUGUGCGUGUGUGUGUAGAAAUUCCAUACAAUCUUUGAUUCUAAAUUCUGAGAUAAUUUAGCUAUCAUUGGCUAGAUUCGAUUUAUGUAGCUAAUUAUUACAUUCAUAAUUGACAAAAGAAAAGGGGAGGUUUUAAUUUUGCUCAUCUUAUCAUGGAGGUCACGGAGCUUUUCAUCUUCAAAAACGUUAAUGCUUUAUUUCCCAGAAGGGAGUGCCUUUGUGGCUCUCAAUGAAAUCUUGUCUGCAGUGCAAUUGGCAAAUUAAUGCAAGUAAUAGCGAGUUAAAUUCCCAUCAAUCUAGAAAUUGAAAAUGAUUAGGUCCAAUUCAUUUGCUUCUCUGUUUCCUUGUGUUUUCUUCAUGGAGCAAAAGACAAUAUACAGGAGUUUCCUGGGUGGUCUCCCAUUCAGUUGCUGAUCAGACCAGAAUCAGCGUAGUUUCUACAAAAUUGCUGUCUUCAGGCAGCAAUGGAAUUUAGUUCCAUGGAAGUCUAUACCUGUAGAAACAUGCAAGAUUUACAACCUGCAAACAUGGAUGUUAUCAAAUCUGUGGCUUGAUAAAUAGGUAUGCUCUUCAGAAAAUGGGGCCCAACUCUUCAUUGUGUUUAAAGGAAUGUAAUAUUUCUGUGGAUGUGGUUUCCAUUAGGGCUGGCCCACCCAUAAGGCAAGGUGAGGCAUCCGACUCAGGUGGCAGGAUCCAUAGGGCCAGCAGAUUUUGCUGCUGCUGCUGCCGCCAUAGUAGCAGUGACUGUUCCAGCACUGUAGACUGGGUCUGCCUUCUCUUCUGCAGCACCCCCUCAUGCCACCUGUACAGCAUCCUCUUGGCAAAUAGGAGGCACUGCUGGUCUCCUCCCAACCUUGUUCCCAAUGUAGAUCUUUAUUCCCCACUUGCUCCUGAUGUGGCUCUUCACGUACCCCUUCUUCCCUGGUGGGGAGAACACCAUUUUGCAGUUUUGCCUGGAUACCACAGACAGCUUGCAGAACCCAUGGCCAGGAGCAGAUUUUGGUAAUCUUUGGUAAUAUGGCACCCUGAGUGAGGCUAAAAUUUCAUGCCCCCAGUGCAUCUUCUCAGUUAUGGAUCUUUUCAACUUAGCGCCCCAUUGGCUCGGCUUCCUGUGUAGGGGAACGUCAAGGCUCCAGGAAAGCUAUUCCUCCCCUGGUUGUAGCAAGAGCGGAGGAAACAAAGUAGAGUCCUUUUUAAUGAGUUUUAUUCAAUCCUAAUAGCGAGAGACAAAAGAACGCAACAAACCUUAACAAUGGCAUUGCUCCAAACUGAGCUCCUCCUUCCUAGCAACAGCAUCUCCCCUUACGGUGGCCACUUGUGAUCAAAUGUCUUUGAGUCCUUUGUUCCUGUACAGUGGUACCUCAGGUUAAGAACUUAAUUCAUUCUGGAGGUCCGUUCUUAACCUGAGGUACCACUUUAGCUAAUGGGGCCUCCCGCUGCUGCCACCGCUGCACAAUUUCUGUUCUCAUCCUGAAGCAAAUUUCUUAACCCAAGGUAAUAUUUCUGGGUUAGCAGAGUUUGUAACCUGAAGCAUCUGUAACCUGAAGUGUCUGUAACCCGAGGUACCACUGUACUCUUAACGAACACCACGUUCUGGGAGAAGGGGGAUCAGAAAUACAGUGGUACCUUGGGUUACAUACGCUUCAGGUUACAGACUCCACUAACCCAGAAAUAGGACCUCGGGUUAAGAACUUUGCUUCAGGAUGAGAACAGAAAUCGUGCUCCGGCGGUGCGGCAGCAGCAGGAGGCCCCAUUAGCUAAAGUGGUGCUUCAGGUUAAGAACAGUUUCAGGUUAAGAACGGACCUCCAGAACGAAUUAAGUACUUAACCCGAGGUACCACUGUACUCUUCAGUGACAACGUGUCAUCUGCCUGCCCUGCCGUGGUUCUCCCAUUCUUCUAACACUUCCCAACUUUUCUGUUCGUCUCUCUAUGAGCUGUGACUUUCCUCAAACCCCUCAAAGCUCUGCUGUAUAUCAAAGCUGUCUCCCUCUUCUCCUGCAACAUCAGGAGAAAGGGGGGUUGGUUUCCACCAUUCCUCCUCCUCCAUCUUGCCCGCUUGAGUCCAAUCCCUGAUAGGGAACUGCUUGAAUCCAAUGCUGCCAUGGCUCCAGAUAACUCCUAGAUUAUGCAGUUCCAGCAUAUGCCUACAUAAUCCUUCCACCUCCUUUGAAACCAAAUGGGAAGCUAGGAAGCUCCUAUAACCAAAUGGUCUUUCCAAGUAUCAUUGCUUCGUGUUGACGCCUCUGUGUGCCAUUGGCAGAAAUAUCUGCAGUACUGGGUGAAAUAUACAGCUCGCAUUGAUGGUACACAAACAUAAAUAAUGUUAUACUCCAUUUGAACAGCUUCAGAGUUUGCACGCACCAGCAAGGAUUGUGGAGUUGUUAAGGUUUACUCAGGCUUUCCUUGAAUCUGUUUACACAGCUAGAGCAUCCCAGGCAAUUGUACAGCCUGUCCUAUUCAUGCUUAAUGAAAUGUAAGUCUCUAUUUAAUAGUGAUGACAUCUAAGUGAGGAUUUUUAUGACUGUAUCCUUAUUGCACUAUUCCAGGGGUCAGCAAACUUUUUCAGCAGGGGGCCGAUCCACUGUCCCUCAGACUUUGCAGGGGGCCGGACUAUAUUUAGAGGGGGGGGGAUGAACAAAUUCCUAUGCCCCACAAAUAACGCAGAGAUGCAUUUUAAAUAAAAGGACACAUUCUACUCAUGUAAAAACACACUGAUUCCCGGACCGUCCGCGGGCCAGAUUUAUAAGGCAAUUGGGCUGGAUCCGGGCCCCGGGCCUUAGUUUGCCUACCCAUGCACUAUUCUCUAAUCAGAAGGAAAGCCCAUAUAAUCAAUAGGACUUGCUCCCACGUCAAUGAGUAUAGGAUUACAACCUUAGUCGCAUUCUUUGUUCACCAUCUUGGGUCAAUCUCAGGUCACCAUGUGCCUGCUAUGAGUUUUGAACUCUGUCUGAUGGCCUUGGUUACACUGUCAGGGUCACCUCUCCUGUGAUGGAGAGAGAAUAGGCAAGUGACCGUGUUCAAAAGAGGCAUUUUACUUUCUUUGAACUCAGUUUAGUUUGAUUCUGCAAGCAAAUCCAAGAUAGAAGCCAUUUAUCGUAAGUGUUUCUCAGUUUGGAAUAACACACUAUAGGAAACAAGUCCUCCAUUUCAAUGUUGGACUAAAACAAUAUUGGCCUGAAUCCAGCUUUAAUUUUAUUCAGCUAGUUGCAGAGACAACCACAUAUGGGGUGCACAACUUGCAUCCACAUUGCAGAAUGCACCCAGAAAAUUCAGUAUGCCCCAGAUGAGCAUUGGGAUAUGGAUCCACAUCCAAGCAUUGAUUUGCAAGUAAAUCAGAUGUGCACAACAAAGACUGUGCAAGGAUCUGCCUUGCUAGAUUGUAGUGAUCAUUUUGUAAACCAGGGCUCAGCUAAAUUGGAAAAACAAAAAGAAGACAUUAUAUAUGCCUUAUAACAUUGUGACACCAGAUGGUGCAGUAGAGCUGAAAUUGAAACUUCAUGAAAUGUUCCAUUGUGAACUUUAAAACAGUUUUUUUCCAGAGCAUUUUAGAGUGUUUUUUAAUAGCUAUGUAGAUGCAGGCCCAAAGCUAUAGCAAAAAGGGGGGGAAAGUUAAAUAAAUACCAAUUUUCUAUUAUAUAUUACCCUAAAUCUUUCUCUUGAAUAAUGUCAGUAAAAAAGAAUUUAGCUAUUUUUCCUCUGGAAGAUUAGUAAUUUUUGUGGUUACUUGGAUUUGGGAACUUUUUAGCUGGUUUUUCUUUAUGCGCUUUUAAACUUUCUUUCAGAUGGCAUUUUACUUUCAAAUAUGCUUACUGUCCUUUUAAGUUUAGAUACAGAUUUUGAAUAUGCAUUGGGUCAUAAUGCAAUGUCAUUCUGCUGGCCAGAGGACAAAAUAGCUUGCCAGAGGACAAAAUAACAUGGCAAAGACAACAUAAUUUUGUGUUGCUCUAACUGGAGUUCCUUGUAUCUCAGCAAUCAAUCCUCUGAAAUGUUAGCCUAGUUUUCUCUGACCUAAUGCCAGAUUAGGUGAUCACUCUCACACAGGGACUGGAGUGAUCAGACAGAAAGCCAUAUGCAGUUUGCCUGUCUCUGGUAGGAAACUAUAUCAAACAGCAUGGUGUUCUUUGCUUAUUGUUUUCUUUAAAAAUGAUACUGCAGAUUUUAAAUAACAGGCUUUGCUAUCUGCUUUUCAAUCUGAAGUCUUUUUUAACUUCUAGCCACUGGGUGGAUACUGGGAAUAUGCUAAUGUUCUCUGCACAUCAACUCUUCAGUGUUUUCAUGCUAUAAAUAAAUAUAUGACAGGACGUUUGUUGGGAACGGUAUGUUUACACUCAACAAAACGGUGACAGUUUUCUCGUUGUCGAGUGACUAAUAUUCCUUGUUGAAAAAAUAUGAAAUUCUUAUUAAACUUGGGGCUAAAUAAAUUACAACAGCUUGUGUUGCUGAAAUUUCUCAUAACAUUCAGUUCUGCAACAUUUUGAAUGCCAUUUUGAAUGCUAAAAUAUAUGGGGGGCUUUCAAGUUUCUGGGACUUAAUUUUGCUGGAACACUAUAUCCAAUUAAUGUGUUAUACUGGCAGAUAUAGAGUUGAAGUGUUGAUAGUUUCUUGGCGAACAACUAUGUGAUUCUGUUUCCUUGCCUGUGGUUAUUCUCAGCAAUAACCAUGAUUGUAAGUAAUUGAAUAUUUCUUAAUCCAUUGAAAAAUGUGCUGUUCAAAUAUUCUGUAGGAAUUAGAGUUUAGCUUGUAUCUGUGCAUUUGGAUCAGGGAUGUAAACUGCUAUCAAUGUCAAUUAAUUACAAAUGCUAAUCAAAAUGACCAUGCCUGUAAUAGAUAGAUAAAGAUAUAGAUAUUAAAAAAGAAACAGAUGCAGAUAAGAAUAUAUUAUUUCGUCAAAUAGAUGAUGGAAAGUUUUGUGCAGACAUCUUGAGUUGCUGAAUUUGUGGGUGGUUUUGGUAUAGCAGUUUUAUUGCAAUUGUGGUGUUGGUAAAAUGGGGAGGAAGAGAAUCAGGUGUGACACCUUGAGCUCAUUUGAGGAAAGGUGGGAAUGUAAAUGAUGAUGAUGAUGCCCUUCAGUCAAGUGCUACAAUCCUAUUUAAUACAGGGCUUCACAUGAAUUCUGAAAUACACAUGGCGCUGCUGGGCAUGUGGGUUCCCCAUUCACAUCAAUGAAAGGAACGACCUGUGCAGGCAAAAAUAAUGUUUGAUCUUGUCUGACUACAUCAGUCGCUACAUCAGGGCAGCUAUACUGCAUCUCUUUCAGAUGGAUGAUGACUUGUGUGACUUAUCAUUCAUAUUAUUUCCUCUUUUUUGCUCACAUGAGUUCUUAUUUUUUGUGAGCUUCCUUGACCCAGUUUUUAAAGGAAAGGCUGGCUUAAAUAAAUAAAUGUGACAUAUUAAUGAUAAUAAUAAUGCUGAAGAAAGCACCUUGAUUAUUAAGAUAUAAUUCUUCCCUACAUCGUUUUGAAAAUAAACUCUGGAUAGAAUUUUAAUUUACUCAGAAUUUUCCCAAAGGGGAAAUGUAGUUUUAAAAAAACAAAAUGAGCAUAAACCCGAGUGAUGCUCCCACACAUUUUACCUAAUUUGAGGAAAUUUUUAAUGAAGUCUUUGGUUUUCUGUUUAUAGAACGGAGUGUUCUGAGAGUCAACAUAUUGCGAAGGUGGAAGCUUUAAAGCAGAAGGUACAGUUCUGUUGACACUGAAGACGCCUCGGGGUUGUGUGUGUGUACUCGAAAUCGCUGACAGCUCAAAUGGAUCGCAUGGAACUGCGAAAAGUCAACACAGACCUUGACGAGGAGAGCAACAGCGGCGACAGCACUGAAGACACCUAUACCGAUAUGGGAGAUCCAGAAAAGGCCACUAUUAGCAGGUACAAUUAAUUGCCAGAAUGAGAAGGUAAAAAAGGCAAGCCAACCCACUCGGUCGUUACUUGAGGAACACACAGUUCUAAGUGGGUCACACAUCACAAAAUUUAAUGAUAAUGUACACUGUUCUGCUUAGUAUAGUUGCAUUUAAUGAGUUAAGCAAGGCAUCUGUCUACAUUUUUGUAGGAAUUUGGCAUGUCUAGAUAGGCUUUCCUAAACAAAACUGCUUCUAGCAGGUGCCAGAAAUAGUGCGGUGAAGGCACCUGUCUGGGGUCAAUUGGCAGGGAGUUCCAAAGUUGUAGGUGCAGCCAUAAUAAAAGAAUGAUUUCAUACAAGGGGGAAAUGACUAUCUUGUGGCACUCGUACCAGUGCCAGUUCUGCAUUGCAGUUAUUGUAAUAUCGUUGAGAUUUCUAGAUAUUAUUGAAAGAUGCUUUGUGGAGAAGCUUUCUCAAAAAGUGGAGUAUACAUUUAUUAAAUAAAGGAAUACAGGUGUAAAGCCAAAGCCUGAAUUUUAAAGUGCAAAGACAUUUAUUUCUUCUUUCCUUGCUUAUUUGUUCAUUUGUUUUGUUUUUAGUCACUUUGUUGGUGAUGAUGCUGAAAGUCAGAAGUUCCUUACCAAUGGCUUUCUGGGCAAAAAGAAAUUGGAAAAUUAUACAGAUGAAUAUGUAAGUCCCUUAGUCACAGUUGAGUCGCAGCUGUGUCCUUGCAGAUGCACAACAUAACUAAUGGCACAUUUUCCUUGUUCUAUUCCAAUAGAAUCCAGGAGAUAUUUCAUUUGGAAUGUCAUCGUUUAACCUGAGCAAUGCCAUCAUGGGCAGUGGAAUCUUGGGGUUGUCCUAUGCCAUGGCCAACACUGGAAUCAUACUUUUUGUGUAGGUAUCCACAAUGUAGUUUGGGGAGGGAUGGUAGAGUCUUAGUUGGAGCUAUGAUAUCCUGAAAUAAGAAAUUAUUAUUGUGUGUGUGUGUGUGUGUGUGUUGGGUUGGGUCUAGACUUAGUCGUGUUCAGAGUAGACCUACUUUUGUUGCAAUAAUGCAAGGACAUUGGGAAAGCAUUGCAGAAUGACAAAUACAUCCACCACUAAUGUACUGAUAGUGGGUCAGGGACGUGGGUGGCGCUGUGGUCUAAACCACUGAGCCUCUUGGGCUUGUCGAUCAGAAGGUCGGUGGUUCGAAUCCACACGAUGGGGUGAGCACCCGUUGCUCUGUCCCAGCUUCUGCCAACCUAGCAGUUUGAAAGCACGCCAGUGCAAGUAGAUAAAUAGGUACCCUUGCGGCGGGAAGGUAAAUGGCGUUUCCGUGCGCUCUGAUUUCCAUCACAGUUGCACCAGAAGCGGUUCAGUCAUGCUGGCCACAUGACCUGGAAAGUUGUCUGUGGACAAACGCCGGCUCCCUCGGCCUGAAAGCGAGAUGAGCGCCAUAACCCCAUAGUCGCCUUUGACUAGACAACCGUCAUGGGGUCCUUUACCUUACUUUUGACCUACUUUUGUUGCAAUAAUGCAAGAACAUUGGGGAAGCAUUGCAGAACCACAAAUCACAUCCACCACUAAUGCACUAUUAGAGGGUCAAUGACACGUUGCAGAAUACAGCUGUCAAGAAACAAGGCAGGGGAGGAGUCUGGAAAGGCACAUGCACUGUAGCACAAUUCAGUACUGUUAUCAAUGCUGUGGUCACAUUCAAGACUGUGUCUCCCUCACUCAGGAUCCCAUAUCACACUUUGAGACGUGCCUUAGAUACUUAAUCCAAAAAUUUAUCUAAUGCAUUUAUUAUUGCUCAACUAUCCUGCCUAUAACUUGGCUAUAUUAAUUUAUAUUUGUUUAGGCAGUGGGGGGGGGGAGUCCAUCUCUUUCUCUGUGUUCCAUGACAUAGCAGCAACGUUGCAAUUCCAGCUGGGACAAAUAUGCCAAAGGAAUAAAUAACUCACCUAAUUUGUAUUUGUGGAAUCGAAGUGAUACUACCCCUACUGUGGAGACUGGAAGAGAAUGCUCUCUGUCCAUAUGGCACUAAAUCUGAAACUCUGUGAAUAGAAAUGUGUCUAUAGACGCGCUGCCCCCUAACAUCUGACCGUGCCAAAUGCUAACUGUGAUGGCAUGUAGCUGACAUACACUAUCCAUAUAGCAUAUGUUUUGACAGGCAACAGCAGAUGCGCCUGAGCAACUUUCAAACUAUAUAGCUAGACCUAUCAGUCUGGGAGACAUCUUCUUACAAAGCUUUCCGGAUCAGCAAAUGAUUUCAUUCCUUAAAACCUGUGUUGUGGAACUUUCCAAUUUGGAGAAAGGCUGAAUGAAAAGUUUAGAUCGUUGUCUUGCAUUAUUUAAAAAGAAAAGAAGGAACACUUUUGGUGUUCCUCAAAAAAGCAGAGACCUGAGGGAAGCACAUUGCUGCACUGGUAAAAGAAUAUAAAGCUUUUAAAUAUACUUGCUCUAUUCAGCAAUCUGUGGGUCAAACUGCAUGCUAUGUUAAAUAUAUUUUAGCAUUUAAUAUGCCAUAGUUUUAAGCAUCUUUUAUUCUGUGUUGGAUUUAGACUAGAUAAGAUAUAUUAAAAAACUCUUAGAAUACACUGAGGAAUGUUGUCUUUGUAGGCCUUUGGACCUUAUAGUCAAUGUCCUUCAAAAUGAAAGUUCUUUCCCCUUUACUGAACUUAAAAUACCACACCUGAAUUGAUGUCUCUACAAAGGAAUGGAUAACUUAUCUGUGUAGUUCAUUUUAUCCUUGCUCAUGGAUUUAUAACUUCUGUUCUUCCUCACAGAAUCCUGCUGCUCAGUGUAGCCAUAAUGUCUCUCUAUUCGGUUCACCUGUUGCUGAAGACAUCCAAGGAAGGAGGUAUGCCAUUCAUUAUCUCAGUGGUGGGAGAGUCAUUUGAGGAGACCACAUCCCAACCAGGCAGGUUUGGCACACUAAAGACAGAAAUAGCAAAGAACAAUGACCCAGAUCUCCUCAGGAACAAUGACAGUGUUGAAUGAAUAAUUUUAUUAUUACGGUCACAGACCAGUUCCAGCUCACUUACAAUAUCAGGAAAAUCAUAAAACACAACAGAAAUACAUUGAAUUGCAGUUGGGUAUAACAGAGACAAUUCAGAUAUAGUGGCAGUUAAAAAUAUAUAUUAAAUCUUGAUCACUAAAAUAUAACCUAAAAUUGUCAUUUAAAACCUUAAUCAUUUUGGUAAUACAGUUUGUUCCCUAAGUUUUAUGGCAGUUGCACAGAAUUUGGCCACCCUUAGCGUGAUCUCUAGAUCCUUGUCCUCUACCAGUAGUUUUAGACAUUGAAGUUCAGACCCAUUUGGAGAUUUUUGUAUAACAGGAGUGAUAAAUGCCGAGUGUAUAUCCCCGUAGAAACAGCAGCUUAACAAGACAUGCAAUGACAGUGUUAUCGCAAGCCCAUAUUAUGGCGGCCAGCUUUUAUGUCCCACUGCCUGACUGGGCAUGGAAACAGCCGAUACCCGAUCAGUCAGUGAUGCACUGCCCACCAGUGGGGCUUCUGAUUGGCCCAUUUGAUUUUCACUUUUUGGAGGGCAGUGCCACCCUUUGGCCCAGACGGCCAGGAAAAUACCCAGAUGACCAGCCAAAACUCAUGUGCUCUGGCGGCCAGGUAUGGUGGCUGAAUGUGAGGGGCCACAAUUGCUGCCCACCCAGGAAAGGAGUAAGUGGCCAUUAUGGGCACAAACCAGAAUUAAACAGUCUUAAUUUCCAUUGAUUUCAGGGGGGGAGAGAAACAAUCACAUACUUAGACAAUGGACAUGGAAAUAGCUUUUCAGUGACUGCACCUUAGCCCCACUAUUAUGCAUGGUUACCCUCUGAAUUUGCUUCUUUCAGAGGGUUGUGCAAAACCCAAUCAAUGAAAAAGAUAUUUGAAGUAAAAUAUUUUCUUUCCUGUUGCUCCUAGGUUCACUAAUAUACGAAAAAUUAGGCGAAAAGGCAUUUGGAUGGCCUGGAAAAAUGAGUGCUUUUGUUUCUCUUACGAUGCAGAACAUUGGAGGUGAGUGGGAAAUGUCUUUUUAAUGAGAGGGUUUAAAAUGACAGUAAUUUUCUUAUAAUAAAGAAAUGGGGGGGUGUCUGCUGUUGGUGCCACAGCAGCCCUUAGUGCUGCACCAUAGAAAUAAACUCUUAAUUAUGGUGCCCAAUACAGUAAUUACCAUACAAUGACAUUUCUGAAAGCUAUUUUUACACUCAUGUUAAUGCCCUAUAGAGAGAGGCCAGUGCAUGGCAUUCAUGAUCUACUUAAAAGCCUAAAUGCAAUAUACAAUGUAGGACACUUUCCUCUGUUAUAUUUGGCAGCCAAGGUUGUAGGCUUCCUAAUUUUGAUCCUUCAUAGCUUACAUUGGGCUGGGGAACCCUUUUUCUCCAAAGGGCCGCAUUUCUUCAUGGUGAACUUUCCAAAUGCCAGUGGCAAUGGAGCCCAAGGCCAAAGUGGGUGUGACUCUUCCCUUUGGCCUGAUUCUGACCUCAUUAAUCCUGUACAAUACUUAAAGCAUAAGCAGAGCAGUGAAAUGAAAUUACAGGAACCCAAAAUAUAAUGGGAAGUACUUUAUGUGCUGUGCGUUGCUAGCUUAUCAUUGUAUAGUAGUACCUCAGGUUACAGACGCUUCAGGUUACAGACGCUUCAGGUUACAGACUGCGCUAACCCAGAAAUAUUACCUCAGGUUAAGAACUUUGCUUCAGGAUGAGAACAGAAAUCGCACAAUGGCGGUGCUGCGGCAGCGGGAGGCCCCAUUAGCUAAAGUAGUACCUCAGUUUAAGAACAGUUUCAGGCUAAGAACUUGGACCUCCAGAACGAGUUAAGUUCGUAACCCAAGGUAUCACUCUAACAGCACAAAAUGUACUUCAGUUUUCUCAGGGAAUCAGAGCCCAGUGGCAUAGUGCGGUGGCCUGGGGGGGCAGGCACAUUUUUUUUGAGGGGGCACCAGGCACCCCCACAGCAGGAUCCCUCAUCGGAGCCUGAAUCGGUCCAACACCACCAGCCACAGCAGAGAAAGGAGAGUUGCCACAACACUGCUGCUCAUUAUCCUUAUCUGCGCUGCGGCACGCUGCCACCGGCAGCUCUACUCCCAAGUAAGGCUUGACCCGGGGGUGCAGCGGGCUCCUUUUGUGCCCUGUCCCCUUGUGGGGGUGCCCCACAUGCCUGCCCUGGGUGGAGCUAGCCUCCACUCUGCCUCUGUCAGAGCCAACCGAUAAUAUCCUUUGGAAGAGCCGAGUUCAGAGUAGUUGCGGAUGCUUCAGUGUUAAGAAACAAGGCACUGCGGUUUUAUCCUAACAAAGCAACAAUUAGAAUGAAAUACAGCUCCCUGUUUUUGAGUGCGAUGGGAAGGUUCGGUUUAUUCAAAAGCAAAUGAAGUUUUCUGACUCCUCCUUUUGCCCAAGCAUGGAAGGGAGGGAUGUGACAGCCCAUGCAGGCUGUGUAGAUUGUUAGGUCUGAACCAAGCCAUACGAAAGCAUCCUUAAUGACAGAGAAUAACAAUGUCAAAAUGAGCUGUAACUGUUCUGCUCAAAGGGUAAGAAAGCAUUUGGGCUUCUGGUUGUCACACAUAGGAAUGUAAGGGCCAUUGAAACGGGCGGGUAAUCCCAGCACCACUAUUACAAUGACGAUGAGAGACUUCGGAAGCAAGGGAGGAUGUUCCAGAGUUUAAAACUCAUAAUUUUCUGAAUGAAUGAUUUCCCCAUGUAAGCUGACAUGAACAGCAUUUCUGUUUAACUGAAAAUUUAAUGAUCUGAAUGUUUUGGAUACCGUUUUUCAGACCUUGUCAUCAUACUCUAUUCAUCCUUUCUCGUUUCAGCAAUGUCAAGCUACCUCUUCAUUAUUAAGUACGAACUUCCAGAAGUACUCAGAGCAUUUCUAGGGCUUGAAGAGAAUUCUGGGUAUGGGCUUGGUUACAUUUCUUUAAUUCAGCGAAGUCUCCUUAUAACCUCAACAGAUUUGAUUGAUACAUGGGUAUUCUGUCUUCUCAUUCUAGGGAAUGGUAUCUAAAUGGGAACUACCUUGUGAUAUUUGUGAGCAUUGGUGUGAUUCUUCCACUUUCACUUCUGAAGAAUUUAGGUAAACCAAUCAACUACCGUAUUAAAAUACGUCUAUAAUGACUUACCUCUAUCAAACUCUUAGAGUUGGUCGUCUAAUUUCACCUGUGGUUUAACUGUGCAUUCACUUUGUUGUUUUUGUAGGGUAUCUCGGUUAUACAAGUGGAUUUUCACUCACCUGCAUGGUAUUCUUCGUAAGUGUGGUAAGUAAUUAUAGGAAAUAGUGUAGCAACAUUUGCAGAACAAUGUGUGUAUGUGUAAUAUAUGUGUGAGUGGUAACAGUGUGCUUAUGGAGUGUGGACUGUGGCUCCAGCCAGGGGUGCUGUCAGAGACAUAUCACAUUCAGGGCACAGGGGCAAAUUGGUGCAAAUUUGUUACGCCUGCUGAUUGAAAUGUAUAGAUGCAAAUUUAGGAUUCUGAGCAAAUUGAAGAUAACUGGGGUCUCACCUGUAAACAAAGUUUUUUCACACACAAAAAAGGUUUAAAAGAAGGGGAAGAGAGAGGAGAUCUGGGACCUCAGAACAAAAAAAACAAGACUAAGCCUACACCAUAACUGUUGCAACCUAAGUUUGAGCCUGUGGUUUAGGAAGUGUGCUGAGUAGCCCAGAGUGAUAAAAACGAGAGAAGAUCACGGCGUGGCCUGGCCGUGUUGUGAAUGAGUUUAGAGAAGAAGCAGAGCAGGGUAACUCAACCACAAGAGGCAGAGCUGCAACAGUAGUCUCACCUCAGCAGUGUAGUUAGUUGUAGCUUACUUGGGGUGAGGGUAAGGGUUGAGGUGAUAGCCAAGUUGAGCGCUGCAUAGCACACUGGUGUCAGCACUGGAUUGCAGCCAGUGUGCCAUACUGCAGUGACCUCACCCCUUGUGAAUGGCAGUGAUGACGAUGCUGGAAUGCUAUUGCUGCAGCUCAGCCUCGCGGGGCAAGCAGCUCCUGGGAUUAACCAUGCUUCCAAGCUGCAAAGCAGACCUGUUAAGACAUCUCAGGCAGUAGACCAAAUAAGCAUAGGAACCAUUCAAAUUCAAAUCAAUGUCCUCUUCCAUUUACCUGUCUGCUUUCAUCAUCAUACACACACACACACAUCUUUAUGAUGCACACCUCUUUAGGAAACAGCAACCAAAAAAAACACCCCUUUCUUGUGAAAAUUUGACAGCUGCAUGCUUCAGAAUGUUUUCAUCUCACUCUCAGUUGAGUUUCUGUGGAGUAAGCAGGAUAAGUAUUGUAACCAUCUGCUGUCCAAAAGGACACUGGGGCACUGUAAUAUAUGCAAAAUGCCCAUGAACAAGAUGAAUAAGCUUUGCUACAGAAUCAAGGCUGUCGACCUGCAAGCCCUGCCCCCAAAUGAAAUCCUUAAAGCUCCCCAUAUUUUUUUGUUGCUGCUGCUGGAGAACAAAAAAAUAUCCCCUGGGGAUUUUGGUGCACAUGGCACAGAGUGUGGGGACUAGAGUGGCCCUUCAGAAUGAUCUAUGCUUUUUAGUGUGCAGAGCAGACCUUUGGAAUGCUUCUCUGGGACCUGAGCUCUGUGGUUUCUCCUGACAGUUCUGUUGUGCCAUGAAUUGAUCCCCACUUUAGUGACUGCAGGGAAUGAAUCACAGACAGCACAAGCAGGAAAACAGAAACAUCACCCAAUUAGAUAUAACUUUGUUAGAGAACAAUAGCAAUGUCUUGCAAAGGCAUUCAACGUUUCAACUUAUUAUUUGCCAUAUUCAGUCUCUUGAUAUAUAUGUAUAUUUGUAAUCUUACUUUAGGUCAUCUACAAGAAAUCCCAAAUACCGUGCCCUCUCCCAGUCUUGGGCAGCGGUGCUGGCAAUUGGUCCUACAACAGCACCACAGCUCCAUUGCAUGUCGUGAUGCUACCCAACGAUUCUGCCAAUUCCGAAGUAAACUUUAUGUUGGACAGCACCUACAAGCAGUAUUCCAGUUUUGAAGAAGCCAAAGAUAAGAUGCACCAGAGUGGAGUAGAAUAUGAAGCCCAUGGAGAGGACGAUGAGAAGUGUACCCCCAAAUAUUUUGUCUUUAACUCACGGGUAAGGCUCUCUUACGAUUUUGCUUCACAUAGAACUGCCUGCCUGCCGUUGCCCCUUGACUGAUAGAAUUUUAUUGCACAGAGUCAUUCUGGGAGUUGCAGAUUGCCCCAGUCAUUAUGCCAGUCUGAAGCAUUUACUGGGCUCCUCUUGAAGACCAAAGACCCCCUGGGUGUCUAUCUAGAUUGAGAUUAUUUGUCUCCUUUUAAUAAAUACUGAUUGGGACCUGCUGGUUAAGGCAGAUGGGAUGUCCAGCAACAUCUAGAGGGUGCAACAUUGGCUACCCUCAAGUCAGCAGUACACAGGGGAUGGUGGUGGCCAGUGGCUAUGCCAUCUCUUUGCUGCAUUUAUGAUUCCCCAAAUUUAUACACAAGAUAUCCUUUUGAUAAGCCAUUGCAUAGCGUUCCUUCAUUCGGUCCCCCUACUCAGGGCUUCCAUCUUGUCUAGACCUUUACCUGGAACAGCUGCAGUAUAAAGCCAGUCACUUUGCUCAGUAAACUGGUCCAGUGAGAUGUGGAAAAAACUAACCAGCAACUGGGAUCCUUGUUUUUUGUUUUAGACUGCCUAUACAAUACCAAUCCUGGCCUUCGCGUUUGUGUGCCACCCUGAAGUACUACCCAUAUACAGUGAACUGAAAAAGUAAGAUGGCUUCUCAUCAAUAUACUCUACUUAAAAUAGGCUCAUUAUUGAAACCUUCCCCCCUCCUUUUCUAAUUUUAGUUAAAAAUAUAUUAAUUGAUUUCCUACUAAUGAAUUAUUUUCCUCUAUUAAUUAUCCUCAUAUAUUUAUUGCUUUUGCUAUUAUCUUUCUAUUUUUAUAACCUUUAGUUCAGGGAUGAAGAAUCCCUGGCCCAAGGGCCAAAUUAAUUCUGCCAGGGGCUCAGUUUCCCCCAGUCAUGUCAUUAAGACAUUUGUUGGUGGUGGUUGGUGUAUGGACUACAACUCCCAUCAUCCUGACCUUUGGCCAUGCUGGCUGGGGCUGAUGGGAGAUGGAGUCCCACAGUUCCCCGCUCCUUCAAUAAGAGGAAUUGCUAUAAAGGGAAUUGCGGUAUACACAAAUACUUGAGCUGGUUAGUCUUUUCAAGAAAGUAAUGGCUUCUUCAUUCAUUACAUGCAUUUUUAAUUUAAUUUAUUUCAUUUUCCCAUUCAGUCGAUCACGAAAACGUAUGCAAAGCGUUGCCAAUGUCUCCAUCACUGGGAUGCUCGCCAUGUACCUCCUUGCUGCUCUGUUUGGCUACCUGACUUUCUACGGUGAGUCAAAACUCUCUCAGUAAUUGAGAUGGGCGCAAUUGCGGGCCGGAGUUCCUGCGCACAUGCUGAGAUCCAACAUUGGAAAUCCCAGGGACUGCUUCCCAGGCAGCAAAGGAAGCCUCUGACUCCACCCACUUUUGCCUAAUCAGCGAAUCACGAGUGGGCAUGGGCCACCAGGGAGCGGGGUCAGCCUGCCCCUCCAGUACGACACAUAGGCCCGUGGCUUGCCCUGCAGCUUUAGAGCAAGUUAGGCAACAAAAACAACUGCUAGUGUUUAACAUGGUUAAGCGUUAUUACUGAUAUGGGCCUCCCAAAGCUAAAUAAUUGUCUGGUCUGUCAAUUAUAACUUCUCAAAUUGCAAUCACGUGUGUCCGUGUGUCCAUAUAUGUCUAUGGCCCUGAGUGGACAUGAGAUUGCCUGAGAAAGCUGACUUUCUUCAUUUCCUUUUUGCAGGCGAAGUGGAGGAUGAGCUUCUUCAUACCUACACCAAAGUGUACACUUUUGACACCCUGCUUUUGAUGGUUCGCCUCGCUGUACUUGUGGCUGUGACCCUGACUGUGCCCAUAGUCCUCUUCCCUGUAAGUCAAGAGACUGUUAUUAAAUGAUCUUUGAGCAGCCCAUACCAGAGGACCUUUUACAGACUGGAUAUUGAACUGUUGCCAUGUAGCUGCUUUUCCAUGUUAUGGGGGAUCUUUUGAUCAGACCAGUCACGACCCUGGUUGAGUUUUUCGGGGGGGGGGAAUGAAACUCAAAGUUGUUGACACUAUUUUCUUGGAAAUUCAGGGUGUAUGGCCACCCUAUUUCUAGUCUGGACUUGUGAUUUAUCCCUUUUGCCCCCUAAACAUAACAUGUUAUGAAAGUAAUACCCAUCUGUCAAAGCCACUAAAAUCAAGUGUUAAUAAUUAUUCACAAACUGGGAGAGAGAUACACAAAAAAACCACCCCAAUUACAUUAAGAAGAAAUGCACCCGGUGUUUGUUUUUCCUUUUUACGUGGAUUUAGCCACUUUACACUUACCCACACAAACCUCUUUUUGAAAGAGCUUAUUAGAGAAUUUGAGGCAUCCUCAACUGCCUGGUAGUAGCAAAUCCUAUCUCUUCUUAAGCAUUUAAGGGGAAAUGGCAGAGGUGCAAGGAAAAGCCUCAGUGCCACUUUUGCUGUAGCUGUUGGUGACUUUGGGCUAUGUAUUUGUUGCUGUUGCUGUUCCCAAAGUAAUAAGCGCACAUGUGCUUUCUCCAGGGAGGUGACUAAGUAUGAAAGCAGAGGACAUUCAAGUCAGCAUGAAUUGUUGACGGAUCCCCAACAACGUGUGUUAGAGCCUCUCAGCUUGCACACUACAACAGCUAUCAGCUCCCCUGAGUUUCUCAAGUUACAGUUACACAAUGUCCUUAAAGGAAUAUUGCACUGCAAGGCUGAAGGCUUCAUUUUGUCUCAUGCUCAUAGGGUCCAGAUAAGCUAUGUAAUCUCCCCCUACCCUCCCCCCCCCCAAAUUCAGAGAGUAAUAAUAUAUUUCCCCAUGGAUCCAAAUGGCAUAAUGCCUCUGUAAGCCUUACAUUGUGAAGGUCAUUCUGAAGUGCCAGAAUCACUCCAAAAAAAAGCUCCAGGUAGUGUGGAGAAGUGGGAGGUGUAACAAGAUGUGGUGUGGGAUUUAGUCUUUCAUACACCCAUUCAUCCCUCUUCCAGAACACCAUCCCAUUCUCUUCUUUGGUUUUCCCUUCUCCACUAGAUAUUCAGAUUUUCUGUAACUACAGAGCACAUUUGAUUCUCACUGGGCUAUUCUGCUUUGGGUGUAUGUGGGAUUCCCCCCCCCCUUUUUUUUUUUUAGAAUCCCCCCUAAAAGUUUCUUAACUCCUUCAAACCUUGAAGUUCCCCUGAGCAGAAUACUACCUUCCUCCCGCACUUGGGUGGUGCAUUUUUGGCUAUAUAGGAGUUUGUUUACUCCCAAACAUUGGUACUAGAGGGAAUGUUUAUGGACAGGGUCAGAUUAAGACCUCUAGAGGCCCCAGAUACUGAAAAGAUUAUGGUGCCUUCCCCCAUAUCCUUCAAAAUAAAAAACAAGCCGGUUUUCUUCUUCCAAAAUGUCACAAAACUUACAUGUAUGCUGAAAUUGCAAAAUUCUGGAGAAGUUCCUCAGCAAAGCAUGUCUCCUUCCCUACACAACAGGGAAAGUGAAUCAAGUUUAUCCUGACACAUUGUUGUUCUCCGAGGGCCUUUUUUAGGCGGCAUAAAUAAUAUAAAGAGACAGAAAAAUGGGGGAAGUAUGUGUAGCAGAGGACAAGGAAGUCUAACAAACUUCUGAUUUUUCCGAUGAUGACUACUUUUGAAAUAUCAAUUGUCAAAUUCUUUUUUUUAAAAAAAACAAAAACAUUUUUGGAUGCUUUCCUGGUAAUUGGGUAAUCCAGCAUGGCUCUGAAUUGACCCUGAUCUGCUAGCCGUUGUUGCUGUCCUGUUGCACUUAGAGAUUUUUGCUUCUUCAGCUAUGCGAAGGACUUGGAGUGUAACCCUAUCCGCAGUUGCCAAGUGGGGCUGCCUUGACCUUUUACCUAGUUAUUAUCUCUGCAAGUACAAAAGCUGUAGGAAAGCUGUUCAGGUUUGGGUAGUUUGCAAGGUCAGGGUCAAACAAAACUGACAUAUCUCUGUCAUUUAUAGAUUGAAUGAUCGAGUGUACGAGUACUUACAUUGCACUUUAUUUUUCACUGAAAGCAAAAGCGUCUGCUUUUUUUAUAACCUACAAUAAUCUUGAGAAUGAGGAAAAAAAUCCCCCAUGUACUUAACCGUUACUGAGCUGAGAGGUUCAAAGGACUUUUGCAUGUUGCAUUUCUUUUUUACUAAAAAAAUAAAUAAAUAAGAAAGUAAACGUGUGCUAUUUUCUUCUAGUAGCAGAAACAUAUUUUCCUCAAAGUAUUUAUCUCCCAUUUACAUACUUUUUAUCAAUAUUUUGAAUUCUGCUGCAAAGUACACACAUUAGUCAUAUAACUAUAUUAGCAUUGUUGGUUUGUUUUAUUUAUGAAAAAGAUUUAUAUACUGCUGUAGCAUUAUAAAUAUCACAGUGGUUUACCACAAUAUGAAAAGAUAAAACCAAAUAAUAAAAUGAAAAGUUAAAAACAAGUUAAAAGCAAAAAGAAAUUAAAAAUAAACAUUGAUAGACCAUUGUGGGAGAUGUACUCUUAACUGCCUGCGUAAGCCUGGUGGAAUAGAAACAUUUUCAUCACUAAAAGGGAAUGCUUAUAAAGAUGAAGAGAAAGACAGGAUGCUUUUUUCUUUUUCUUUCUUUUUUGCUGCAAAAUUACCCAGCAUCAGUUCUAAAUUUAAGAAGAUAAAAUAUGCUGGUUAACAUUUUCUUUUCCUUUUUCUUUAACAGAUCCGUACUUCGGUUACUGCACUCUUGUUUCCCGGAAGGCCUUUCAGUUGGAUAAGACACUUUUUGAUUGCUGCAGCAAUCCUCGCCUUCAACAACGUCUUAGUUAUUUUUGUCCCUAGCAUUAGAGACAUCUUUGGAUUCAUAGGUAUGCUUUGGAACAAAAUCCUUACUUAUCUUACUAUGCCUCCGGGGGAAACAAAUCAUGUUUGUCGAAACACCUGUACUGUAGAAUUCAGUGCAGUAGGAGCAAAGAUGGCCAUACCAUUGGGCAGAGUGGGGCAGCUGCCUCAGACCACACAGACCCUGGGUUUGGGGGGUGGGGGCAAUGCUGACAACCUCCAGGCCGUUCCUUCUCAGUGCUUAGGCCAUCCCCCUCAGAUGAAAGACAGAGCUGUGUGUGCCACGUGGCCUUCUUCACAACCCCAUAACUAACACACACACCAAAAUCAGGCUGUUGGCAACCAAUAAAACGCUCCUUUUUGGAGGGUGAACACCACACUCUGAAAUCAGUUACCAGGUCUGAUAUGACAGAUUUCAGGAAACCAGCUUCAGGCAUGCCUUUUAGAACUAAAGCUUGCCUUCCGAUACACAAUUACUUGGAGGUGAGUCAUAUUGAACUUAAAGGUAAAGGCGAGAUGAGCGCUGCAACCUCAUAGUUGCCUUUGACUGGACUAACCAUCCAGGGGUCAUUUACCUUCCCUACCAUAUGGAACUUAUGCUUACGUCUUAAUAGACAGGCAUAGGAUCGAACUAUUAUAUAUAGUUUAAUGCUGCAAUUUUGUACACACUUACCUGUCAGUAGGUCCCAGUAAACUCAGGCCCCAUCUGCACUAUACAUUUAAAGCAGUUGUUGUUGGCCUCUGCCUUUCUGGCCAGCAUCCCAAGAUAUGUAAUGAAGGCGCCAGGUGAGCUUCCCUGAAGAGAGCAUUCCAGGGAGCUACCACAGAAAAGACUCGUUCUUGUGUUGCCAUCCACUGGGCCUCUCAUAGAGGUGGCCCAUGAAGAAGGACCUCAAAUGAUGAUCGCAGGGUCAUCAUAUGGAGACAGGUGGUCCUCUGUGGCUGCUGUCUCUUACUAAACAUUAACCAUUUAUUUGUGUCUUCUGCGUCAGGUGCCUCUGCUGCCACAAUGCUGAUCUUUAUUCUUCCUGCUGCUUUUUAUCUCCGGAUUGUCAAGAAAGAACCUUUCAGGUCCCCUCAGAAGAUCGGGGUAAGUAGAUUGGAAGCAAUCAGCGCCGCAGUUCAGUAUUGCCAAAUCAUAAACCCUUUCCCCCACUAAUAUGGGAUUUUCUUUUCUUUUUUCCUUCUCAAUUACAGGCUCUGGUUUUCCUGAUUGUUGGUGUGAUCUUUAUGAUUGGAAGCAUGACACUAAUUGUCCUGGACUGGAUUUACAACUCUCCAGGUUCCAAGCAGCAUUAAUCUGGAAGAAAAAUAGAAAAUAUUUGUUUUUUCUUUCGUGUUGGAAAUGAUUGAAUGCUAUCAUCCAAAACAAGAGGGAAAAAGACUUUUGACACAUAGAAGGGGACAUUGCUUCUAGUCAAUAACUGCAAAAUUCCAAAGACUUUUACUAGUAAUGCCACUAGGAGGAUCCUAUGGAAUAUUCAAGUGCCCUUUAAUAAGGGAUUGUUAUUUAUGCAUUAAAGCCUGUGCCAAACUUUUCUGGACCAGGAUAGAAUAAAAAAUGUGUAUAUAGUCCUUGAAACAGACUGUUACUGCUAUUGUUGUUUUGAUAACCACAGUUUCUAGAAUACGGAGACAAUGUAGUAGCUCAGAAGUUACCCUAGUGCCUUGUAAAAUUGUCUGUGGGUAUGGUUUAUUACAGAAUAUGUUGCACCCUAUUUCAAGAUAGAGGCUGGAAUAUUUGGGAGUUGUUCAAAAGCUAAGACCAUCAACAUCUCAAAACUGAGUGUGUGUAUAUAUGUAUGUAUAGUGUGUAUGCAUGUACAUAGACACAGAAGGGAAGAGAAAAUAAAAGCAACAAUUGUGUUGAAUGGUUAUUCAUAAAGUUAACAAGUACAGUCAAGUUGUGAGCACCAACCCUUUGUAAGUAUUUUACUUAUCAAGCAAUAAAUUAUAUGGACAGGUGAUCACAGAAGUGCUCUGUGUUGAAGGUGCACAAGUAUGGUCAGUUCUUGGCCAUCAUAACUUUCAGCAAUCUCCUUUUCCUGUUACAAAAACUGGCUGCCAUUGCUUUUGGUGGGGUGUAACUGUCCCAGCUCUCUCAGCAAGUGGCAGUUACUGUCAAUUACAAUCAACAACUAGCCACACCAAUAAGAUUGUGUCUUGCCCUAGGGGACCUUCAAAGCUUCUCCAAUUGGCAGUGAUGCCGCCAUUGUGAGCAUUAUAUGAAGUCUCUAUGCUCUUGUCAGGUAUUCCUGGUGGCCAUUGGAGGAUGAGUGGAACCCUUAACAAGAUGACAACAAUCUCAUAGCAAGCGCAUCUUAUCUUUGUCACUGUAGCUCACUUACUUGUUAGAGGGAGGCUGGUUCUGGUAGGAUCCCUGUUGUGAGCAAAAUAUUAUGCCUAUGCCAGCCGGAAACCUGAUCCUGCAAUUAUAAUUCUGUUUUGAAGACCUUCUAAGACAAGCUGGAUCUCUGUUUGCAUUUUGUCUGGGAGACAUGAACAGGAGAGGACUACCACACUCAGGUCCUGUUUGUGGCUUCCCGGAGGCAUCUAGUUGGCCUCUGUAUAAACAGAAUCCUAGACUAGAUGGGUUUUUGGUCUGAUCUACCAGAGCUCCACUGAAGUUCUUAAGUCUUCCACUAUAACUCAGAUGGGUGUAAGGAGAUCGCAAGGAAUGUGAAAAGCACACUUACCAGUAUUGUUAAAUGCAUUUUUGUUUGAUAAAUGGUCAGUGCAGGAAACAGUGAUCAUUGCUAUAUAUGUACUAUAUAAAUAUUUAUGUAUAUAAUCUUAUUCGCUAUUGAAUGUUGCUGUACGAUACAAUGUUUUGAUUUUUAUAUAUCUUAUUUGUGUAGUUGUUUUCACAGUCACAACCUUUAUACCAUUUUGAAAGCAGGGGAGGGAGGUUUUUUUCCGGAGGGGCUCACUUUACAUCUCAGUGUUUGGAAUUUAUCUAUGGAAGUCCAAAAGAUUACCCAAGUAGAAUAAGGCAGUCAAAUGUUACCAAAAUGGAUUAUUACAAUAAACUUCAAGAAUUCAGGGUUAUGACCUGCUUUUGUCAA